This is a messenger RNA of Notothenia coriiceps (black rockcod), 912 nucleotides long. RefSeq names its product SPG21 abhydrolase domain containing, maspardin (gene spg21). The transcript is spliced from 6 exons. The coding region runs from base 313 to 897 and encodes 194 amino acids. The record is from RefSeq and is a predicted model, not a curated record. Gene Ontology annotation, molecular function: CD4 receptor binding. Gene Ontology annotation, cellular component: cytosol; trans-Golgi network transport vesicle. Lineage: Eukaryota; Metazoa; Chordata; Actinopteri; Perciformes; Nototheniidae.
AUGGGCUAACUGGGUAACGCCUCUGUGUUCUGAAUGCUCUAAAACGUCUCUGGACGUUAGCCUGGGAAAGCGGAGUCAUAUGAGCAGGCAGGCAGGCAGGCACGCCAGGCACGCCAGGCAGUGGCAGACUGACAGGCCGUCUUGUGUUGUCGGUAGGCGGCUUCAUCUCAUGGUAGGCGGUGGCAGAGGCUUUGCGGAAGUGUAUGAAAGCGGAGUCAUAUGACUAGCGAGCGACUCGAGCACUGGAAAAAAUGCUACCUAGAUAUGGAUAACAUUCCUGGGACACGGUGAUUAACAACCAAAACGAAAACGAUGGAGGAGAUUAAAGUGUCCCCUGACUAUAACUGGUUCAGAAGCACAGUGCCCCUGAAAAGAAUCAUUGUGGAUGAUGAUGACAGUAAGGUGUGGUCGCUGUAUGACGCCGGCCCCAAGAGCAUCAGGUGUCCCAUCAUCCUGCUGCCCCCCGUCAGUGGGACAGCUGAGGUGUUCUUCCAGCAGGUGCUGGCUCUGACAGGGUGGGGCUACAGGGUCAUCUCGCUGCAGUAUCCUGUGUACUGGGAUCUCAUGGAGUUCUGUGACGGCUUCCGGAAGCUUCUCGAUCACCUGCAGUUAGAUAAAGUCCAUCUGUUCGGAGCGUCCCUGGGGGGGUUCUUGGCUCAGAAGUUUGCAGAGUGCACACACAAGUCUCCCAGAGUGCACUCUCUCAUCCUGUGUAAUUCAUUCAGUGACACCUCCAUCUUUAACCAGAUGUGGACAGCAAACAGUUUCUGGUUGAUGCCAGCGUUCAUGUUGAAGAAGAUUGUUCUGGGGAACUUUGCUAAAGGACCUGUGGACCCCAAAAUGGCAGAUGCAAUUGACUUCAUGGUGGACAGGGUAAGAGGACAUGUAUGUGUGUAGACCAGGGAUGGGCAA